UCAGGCCAGGCAGACAACGUGCAGGAAGACGGAAGCGUCUAGAAAGUACUAGCGAGUACUGUUCAGGCGGCGUGGCGUUUGUUGAAAUACUACUGGUUAUUGUUUUCUAUUAUUUAUCCCUUUGGUUAAGUCAUGUCAUUAAUAGAAGAGGACGAUGUACGAGGUGGAAGGGGUGUUUUUAAAGACAUAAGCGCAGAAGACGAUGACAUGCAACCAACUAUUAUCGAGAGUCUGUGCAUGAACUGUUAUGAAAAUGGAAGCACCCGUUUGUUGCUGACGAAGAUUCCCUUCUUCAAAGAGAUCAUCAUAAGCUCAUUCACAUGCGCCCACUGCAACUGGUCCAACACAGAGAUUCAAUCAGCAGGUCGAAUCCAGGACCAGGGAGUGACAUACACCCUCCGUGUUAGAUCGAAACAGGACUUGAACCGAGAAGUAGUGAAGGCAGACAGCGCAACUACAAGAAUCCCAGAACUGGAUUUUGAAAUUCCUGCCUACACACAAAAGGGGUCGCUGUCCACUAUCGAAGGCCUCAUUGAGAGGGCAGCUACAGGCUUGGAGCAGGAGCAGCCCACACGGAAGGCAACCGUGCCAGAAGUUGCUGAAAAAAUUGACAAAUUCAUCGAAAAGCUGAAGAAGCUAAAGGAUGUUGAACAAGAAUUUACUGUGGUGAUUGAUGACCCGUCUGGGAACAGUUUUGUGGAGAACCCGUUCGUCCCUCAAAAAGAUGAGGCCCUCUCUGUUACACACUAUAAGAGGACACCUGAACAGGACGCCCAGCUAGGACUAAAGGCUGACGAUGGUGCAGAAGAGGACACUGAGGAAAAAGCUGGCAGUGACAUUGACGCCUUAAGAAACGAGGUCCUGAUGUUUAACACCAACUGUCCGGAAUGCAAUGCACCUGCGUCCACAAACAUGAAGCUUGUCCAAAUACCUCACUUCAAAGAAGUUAUAAUCAUGGCGACCAACUGCGACAGCUGUGGACACAGGACAAACGAGGUAAAAUCGGGUGGAGCUACAGAAGAGCUGGGAACCAAAAUAACCCUUCAUGUCACAGACCCCUCGGAUAUGUCCCGCGACCUGCUGAAGUCAGAGACCUGUCACAUCAUGAUCCCCGAGCUGGAGUUCGAGCUGGGCAUGGGCGCUGUCGCAGGGAAGUUCACCACCCUAGAGGGCCUCCUCAAAGACAUCAAAGACCUGAUUGUUUCAAAAAACCCUUUCACCUGUGGAGACAGUGCAACCCCAGGAAGAGCUGAGAAAAUAGAACUCUUCGGAAAGAAGAUUGACCAGAUUAUGGCUGGCGAAAUGGAUGUUCACGUCAUUCUAGAUGACCCAGCAGGGAACAGCUACCUGCAGAACGUGUACGCUCCGGACCCGGACCCGGAGAUGACGGUGGAGAAGUACGAGAGAACCUUCGAGCAGAAAGAAGAUCUGGGCCUGAACGACAUGCAAACCGAGAACUACCAGUAGCCCCGGGGUCACCGCCGGAGGAGCGCGGACAUCGCGCUGGAUAAAGUGUGUCAUCUCUACGCCUAAUACAUCGCUCACGGUAAUCAUCUGCAGCUGGAAUGAAUGACUUUGGGAUUUUGGGAUACAGAGGUUUUUUUUUUUGGUUUUUUUUUCCCCCUGCUCUAUAAUUUGUAAUCAAAUGGAUAAUCGUGAACAUACAUGAGGCUAUGUAUAAGAACGAUGAGAAAUUUAGCAUACGCUAUGUGUAAAUAUGUAUUUUUUCCCCCACUCUGUACAUAUAACGGUAAAGGUCUGUUGGACUGCGGUGAAUAAAUUUUAUGUUCGCGCGUAUAUGAAAUCAUUUUCAUUCCAUUUAACGAGAGAAGACUAAAGAUUGUAUCGUUUUUUGUUUGACAUUAAAGAAAGGAUAUGUCAAAAUAAAAGUUAUUUUUCUCCCCAGA
Messenger RNA from Anguilla anguilla (European eel), 1907 nucleotides. It is a transcript of the gene zpr1, whose product is annotated as ZPR1 zinc finger. Gene Ontology annotation, cellular component: cytoplasm; nucleus. Bases 133 to 1467 code for a protein of 444 amino acids. Gene Ontology annotation, molecular function: zinc ion binding. The transcript has 14 exons. NCBI's taxonomy places the organism in Eukaryota, Metazoa, Chordata, Actinopteri, Anguilliformes, Anguillidae. The record is from RefSeq and is a predicted model, not a curated record.